AUAGCGCUCGUUAACGCUUACAUUAUCCACCGGGAACACAACCAGAGACUAGGGAAGUCUGGCUUGAGUCAUUCGGAAUUUCUCACAACGCUACAUGCCCAACUUCUGGCAACGCAACCAGAAGAUAUGCUGGAAUCACCGAUGGUACGUUAUUUGCAGCAGUUUUUGGUAAAUUUGUCGAACCAUGAACCCACUGAAACGCAAGACUUUCAAGUUGAAGUCGGAAAUCCUAACCGCAAGCGGAUGCAUCGAGCAUGUAAGGUCUGCAGCUUACUGGCCCCACAAGGAAAGAGGGGGAAAAAUACCAAGUGGUACUGUCGGGCUUGUUCGGACGGUCACACCGGCGAUGUUUAUCUCUGCCAAAUGGUGCGGCAUGAGUCAUUCGGCGAAAAGAAGUCGUGCUAUGCAAUUUGGCAUGAGCACUGGGAUUGUGGAAAGAGUAUCCCGGUGAACCUUGACAAGAAAUUGCAGUUCCGAAAACCUACAGGAAAGCGACGCAGCUCGAAACAAUCCUCGCACGGACAUGGCGGUUAA
This is a messenger RNA of Phytophthora sojae, 534 nucleotides long. RefSeq lists its product as hypothetical. The annotation marks the transcript as partial. NCBI's taxonomy places the organism in Eukaryota, Oomycota, Peronosporomycetes, Peronosporales, Peronosporaceae. The record is from RefSeq and is a predicted model, not a curated record. The transcript is spliced from 3 exons.